AUGACAGCAAGGCGGAUUGCACAGGAGACUUUUGAUGCUGUGUUGCAAGAAAAAGCCAAGCGAUACGUGGACUCCAGUGCUGAGGCUAUAGGUGAGACUCUUCAGUUUAAAGCUCAAGAUCUCUUGAGGACCAUCCCCCGACCCACAGCAGAAAUGUAUGACGAUAUUCACAGUGAGGCCAGGUACUCUCUCAGCAGGUCUGUAACCCAUUCUCGGGACACUGGUAGAGAAGGCCUCAGAGGAGAUGUAUUUCCAGGGCCUUCCUUCAGAUCCAGCACCCCUUCCGUGAGUGAUGAUACCUACUUUCACAAAGAGUUGGAUUUUUCCCACUCUGACUCUCGGGACCAGGUCUUUGGCCACCGGAAAUUGGGACAUUCUCAGGACUGGAAAUUUGCACUCCAUGGCUCUUGGGAACAAGACUUUGGCCAUCCAGUUUCUCAAGAUUCCUCUUGGUCACAGGAGUAUACAUUUGGCCCUUCAAUAUUGGGGGACUUUGGCUCCUCCAGGCUCAUUGAUAAGGAGUGUUUGGAGAAGGAGAGUCAAGAUUAUGACUUGGACCAUCCAGGUGAGGCAGAUCCUGUGCAUCGGGGCAGCAGCCACGUGCAGGGCAGAAGUCGUGUUCUCAACAUUGCUGACCAGGAAAGUGGUCUCCUGGGAAAGGGGGAAACUCAGGCUAUGCUCAAGGCCAAAGGAGAUGUUGGGAAACUCGUUACACUAAGAAACGUGAACACGAAGAAAGCACCUGCUCUAAGUCGUAUUCCUCCCAAAACUCAGGCCACUAACCAAGUCCAGAAAACCACCCUAAGUCCUGAUGUGACCCUUGGGACGAACCCGGGGCCAGAAGAUAUCCAGUUCCCUGUGCAGAAGAUGCCCUUGGGGCUCGAUCUGAAGAAUGUCCGGCUCCCCAGAAGGAAGAUGAGCUUCGACAUCAUAGAUAAGUCUGAUGUUUUCUCACGAUUUGGGAUAGAAAUCAUCAAAUGGGCAGGAUUUCACACCAUAAAAGAUGAUGUUAAAUUUUCCCAACUUUUUCAGACUCUAUUUGAGCUUGAAACUGAAACCUGUGCUAAAAUGCUUGCCUCGUUCAAAUGCUCCUUAAAGCCAGAGCACAGAGAUUUUUGCUUUUUUACUAUCAAAUUUUUAAAGCACUCUGCUUUGAAAACACCUCGAGUUGAUAAUGACCUUUUAAACCUGCUUUUAGACAAAGGUGCUGUGAAAACCAAAAAUUGCUUUUUUGAAAUCAUAAAGCCCUUUGACAAGUACAUAAUGAGGCUGCAAGACAGGCUUCUGAAAAGCGUCACACCCCUGCUCAUGGCCUGCAAUGCCUACGAGCUCAGCGUCAAGAUGAAGACUCUCACCAACCCCCUGGACUUGGCCAUUGCUCUGGAGACCACCAACUCUCUCUGCCGCAAGUCCUUGGCCCUUCUGGGACAGACAUUUUCCUUGGCCUCUUCUUUCCGGCAAGAGAAAAUCUUAGAAGCCAUUGGCCUCCAAGAUACAGCUCCCUCUCCUGCUGCAUUUCCAAACUUUGAGGACUCCACUUUGUUUGGAAGAGAGUACAUAGACCAUCUGAAGGCCUGGCUGAUCACUAGUGGGUACCCACUCCAGAUUAGGAAGAUUGUACCUGAACCAACACAAGAAGAGGAAAAGACAAUUCCUUCCCUGAAACCUGACAUUCAGACCAAGGCCCCAAGUGACCUCAGUGAUGCUGUGCCCCAACGAGCAGGCCACAAGGUGGUGGAGACCAUUGACAAGCUGGUGAUGCGUGUCGUGGAAGGGAGCCUGUCUCCCAGAGAGCGAGCCACACUUAAGGAGGACCCUGCUCACUGGUUCCUGUCUGAUGAGGACAGCCUGGAAUACAAGUAUUACAAGCUGAGGUUGGCAGAAGUGCAGCGGGGGAAGCAGGCCUCAAGGAGUGACGGCCAGCAGCCAAGCUCAGCAGAGUGUGCAGUCAGGGCCAUGCUCUAUGCCAGGGCUGUGCGGAGCCUCAAGAGACGGCUCCUCCCAGGGCGGCGGCGGCGGGGUCUCCUCCGUGCACCAGGGUUCCGGGGCUGGAAGGCAAGGAGCACAACCACUAGCACCCAGACUCUCCUCUCAUCGGGUGCCAAGCUGCGGCACCAGAGUCGAGGGGUGCCCACCAAGCCCCAAGGAGAUGUUUCUGCAAGGGACUGCCCGGCAGAGCCAGCAGCACCCACUCCUCAGGACCCCAGCUUGGAAGCCUCAAGCCCACCGCCCAAGCCGGCAGAAGUAGAUGCCCCCGAAGCCCCUAAGACUGCUUCUCCCUGCUCAUCUGCUGAUGUUGAUGCAAAGACGAUGGAAACGGCUGAGAAGCUGGCGCGGUUUGUUGCUCAGGUGGGACCAGAGAUAGAGCAAUUCAGCAUCGAGAACAGCUCUGACAACCCUGACCUGUGGUUCCUACAUGACCAGAACAGCUCAGCUUUCAAGUUCUAUCGGAUGAAAGUGUUUGAACUUUGCCCCUCUAUUUGUUUUCCAUCAUCUCCUCUCACCCUCCGUGUGGACUCCCGGGAAGGGGACAGGGCGGGUCAGGACGAGCCUCCUCAGAAAGAGGCUGAGGUGGAGGAGGAGGAGGAAGAGGAUGAGGAGGAAGCCCCUGCUCUUGGAGAGGCCUCUGGGCCAGGAGGAGUGACCGACGCAUCUGGGGGCUCUGAGGGCAGCACCCCUGCUGAUGGGCUCCCAAGUGUGGCCACUGAGGAUGACCCGGCCAGCACCCCUGCCCCAUCUCAGGCCCCUUCAGGGACCUACUUCCCCCGAAAGAGGGUCAGCAGCAAGUCACUGAAGGUUGGCAUGAUCCCGGCCCCGAAGAGGGUGUGUCUUAUUGAGGAGCCCAAAGUUCAUGAGCCAGUUCGAAUUGCCUACGACAGGCCCCGGGGUCGUCCCAUGUCUAAAAAGAAGAAACCCAAGGAUUUAGAAUUCGCAGACCAGAAGCUGACAGACAAGAAUGUGGGCUUCCAGAUGCUCCAGAAGAUGGGCUGGAAAGAGGGCCAUGGCCUGGGCUCCUGUGGGGCUGGCAUCCGGGAGCCAGUCAGUGUGGGAACUGCCUCAGAGGGGGAAGGGCUGGGGGCUGACGGGCAAGAACACAAAGAAGACACAUUUGACGUCUUCCGCCAGAGGAUGAUGCAGAUGUACAGACAUAAGCGAGCAAACAAGUAG
Molecule: messenger RNA, 3168 nt
Organism: Orycteropus afer afer
Lineage: Eukaryota; Metazoa; Chordata; Mammalia; Tubulidentata; Orycteropodidae
Gene: SUGP2
Product: SURP and G-patch domain containing 2
Exons: 9
Coding region: 1-3168 (1055 amino acids)
Biological process (GO): RNA processing
Cellular component (GO): nucleoplasm
Molecular function (GO): RNA binding
Source: RefSeq, a predicted model, not a curated record